This is a messenger RNA of Anisakis simplex (herring worm), 318 nucleotides long. Lineage: Eukaryota; Metazoa; Nematoda; Chromadorea; Rhabditida; Anisakidae. The record is from the annotation of a GenBank genome assembly.
AUGGACUUUUUUGUGUUGUUUUGCAUGCGGACGUUGCAAAAAAAGAAAGAAUUUUAUGCGUCACCAAAAUUUUAUGCGAAUGACACUGAAUUCGCGUCCAGUUUGCCAAGUCUGUUGACAGAGAGAGGCGUGGGCGGCACAGACGGCGACACAUCGGGAAGGGUACGACAUUUUGUGGUACGACAUUGGAAGCCGAAUGCCCUGCGAGCGGCAUUGCGUAACGACGGCUGUACGGCGUUGGAUGCCGACGCGUCGACGGAACUUGGUUUAUGCCCUGGCGGUGCAACGUUUACGGUGUGGAAUUGUGUGCAACUUAUU